AUGGGCCGAACUCCUUCAAAAAAUCCCAAUGAUGGACCUCGUCCUGUCGCUCCAGGCAGCGCGCCCCAAUAUCCUCUAUCCCACAAUGCGCCAAUGGGUCAGCACUCGACUUAUGAUCCAUACCACGCUAUGGUGUCGAGAGCCCCUCCACCAGAGGCAAUGCAGGUACAGGAUGGGUUGGCUCCGUUGGCUUCGGGCACCCAGCCAGCAGUUCAACCUCCCCUAGUCAAGUCUUUGACCCACGAUGGUCGCAGAUAUGAGCUUGUAGUAGUCCAACAGCCCCGACGUGCUCGCAUGUGUGGGUUUGGAGACAAGGAUCGACGCCCAAUCACUCCUCCACCUUGUGUUCGACUGAUAAUAACUGAUAUUCUUACCGGAAAGGAGGUAGACUGCAACGAAAUCGAGCAUGGCAUGUUCGUCUUGAAUGUAGAUCUCUGGGACGAGUUUGGACACCGGGAAGUCAACCUGGUCCGCCAUUCUGGUUCUUCACCUGGAAUCUCUUCUACUACCCCUGCUUCGUACCAAGACGGCCCAGGAGUCUACUCAAACAUUGCUCCACAACAGCAACCCUUCAAGCUUGAACCAGGACAACAAGGCGCAUAUAAUCCUUAUCCCAACCAACCGCAAGUGAACCCUUACAGCAAUGGUCAACCAGCUCCAUAUAACAAUGGCUCUCAAUACCAAAGCUAUUCCCAAUCUACCAAUGGAUCAGGAUAUACUCCGCAAAGCUACUCCCAAGCACCUCAAGGUGUUUAUUAUACCACAACACCUGGUGGUAUUCAUGGAGCUCCUCCUCCCCAAGGAGCUGAGUAUGGCCAGCACCAACUUUCAUACGGCAAUCGUCAAUACACGCCUGCAGACAUGGCUGUCCAACGUGCUCCGGUCAACAGUGGUCAGCCACAAGGCAUGUUCACCAGAAAUCUUAUCGGAAGCCUUGCAGCCAGCGCCUUCAGGUUGACCGAUCCAGAGGACAAGAUUGGAAUCUGGUUUGUUCUUCAAGACCUCUCUGUUCGAACAGAAGGCGCUUUCCGACUCCGCUUCUCCUUCGUCAAUGUUGGCGUUCAAGGUUCUGCUAGUACUGGACCAGGAAAGAAUGUCUCCUCGACCACUGUCAACACUGGCCGAGCGCCUGUUCUGGCGUCGUGCUUCUCGGAAAGCUUCACCGUGUACUCUGCCAAGAGAUUCCCCGGUGUUGUGGAGAGCACCGGUCUCAGUAAAUGCUUUGCCACUCAAGGUAUCAAGAUUCCAAUUCGCAAAGACGGUCCCGGCAAGGGCGACAAGGACAAGGACUUCGAAGAUGAUUGA
Mollisia scopiformis is the source of this 1305-nucleotide messenger RNA. RefSeq lists its product as uncharacterized. NCBI's taxonomy places the organism in Eukaryota, Fungi, Ascomycota, Leotiomycetes, Helotiales, Mollisiaceae. The record is from RefSeq and is a predicted model, not a curated record. Bases 1 to 1305 code for a protein of 434 amino acids. The transcript has 5 exons.